CUGGGCAGGUUUCCUUAUCCGGGGCUCGCCGUGGCCCUCGCCAUUGGCCCGCGCUGUCACAUGGUCAACUUUGUUCACUUGACAACAUUAAUGGCCAUGAGCUCGUUCCUGAUCAACUCCAACUAUGUGGACCCCAAGUUCCCACCGUGCGAAGAAUAUUCCCACAGCGAUUACCUUCCCAGUCACUCGCCGGAGUACUACGGCGGCCAGAGGCAGCGGGAGAGCGCUUUCCAGCAGCACGAAGCCGCGUACGAGCCGCGGGCAGCCUGCAAGGAGCAGCUGUACGCGCCGUGCCGGAGCUCGGCGCAGGCCGGCGCUGCGCUGUCCCCCCGCGCUCACGUCCAUCCUCCGGCCGGGCCGCGGAGCCGCCGGGCCGAGCCGCGGGCGGGCAGCCCCGGCCCGCCGCCCUCGUGCAGCCGGAGCCCGGCCAAGCCGAGCCCGGGCGCGGAGCCCGUGGUUUACCCCUGGAUGAAAAAAGUCCACGUCAGCUCGGUGAACCCCAAUUUCUGCGGAGGGGAGGCGAAGCGCUCCCGCACGGCGUACACGCGGCAGCAGGUGCUGGAGCUGGAGAAGGAAUUCCACUACAACCGGUACCUGACGCGGCGGCGCCGCGUGGAGAUCGCGCACGCGCUGGGCCUCAGCGAGCGCCAGAUCAAGAUCUGGUUCCAGAACCGCCGCAUGAAGUGGAAAAAGGAUCACAAGUUACCCAACACCAAGAUCCGCUCCUCUUCCUCCUCAUCCUCAUCCUCCUCGUCCUCAUCCUCAUCCUCAUCCUCCUCCGGCUCCCUGCAGGCCCCACAAGGAGGAUCCCAAACUCGAUCCCACGGACCGGCCGCUGCCCUAUAA
Molecule: messenger RNA, 846 nt
Organism: Vidua chalybeata
Lineage: Eukaryota; Metazoa; Chordata; Aves; Passeriformes; Viduidae
Gene: HOXB4
Product: homeobox B4
Biological process (GO): embryonic skeletal system morphogenesis; anterior/posterior pattern specification; regulation of transcription by RNA polymerase II
Cellular component (GO): nucleus
Molecular function (GO): RNA polymerase II cis-regulatory region sequence-specific DNA binding; DNA-binding transcription factor activity, RNA polymerase II-specific
Source: RefSeq, a predicted model, not a curated record